This is a messenger RNA of Leishmania mexicana MHOM/GT/2001/U1103, 513 nucleotides long. Its product is annotated as putative ARP2/3 complex 16kDa subunit. The transcript has a single exon. Bases 1 to 513 code for a protein of 170 amino acids. Gene Ontology annotation, biological process: Arp2/3 complex-mediated actin nucleation; regulation of actin filament polymerization. NCBI's taxonomy places the organism in Eukaryota, Euglenozoa, Kinetoplastea, Trypanosomatida, Trypanosomatidae. Gene Ontology annotation, cellular component: actin cytoskeleton; Arp2/3 protein complex. The record is from RefSeq and is a predicted model, not a curated record.
AUGGCGUCGGCUGAGGCCUCUGCUGCUCCGACAGCGCGUCUCUGCGCCGAGCUGGACGCGCUCGAAACGACGUCAUUGCGGCGCCUCCCCAUCGACGAUGCACGCCGUGUGCUGGCUCGGCUCGACGACGUGGACGCGCAGCUCUGCUGUAGCGCCGGUGUUGCAGUUCCCAUCCCAGACAGCCGUGAAGGCGCGGUUCCCUGCGCCGCAAAUGGAGGCACCAUGCCCUCAGCUGAUGAUGCCUCCACGGGGACACUCAAGAAGCUGCGCUCGACCUUCGCCGCUGAGCUGACCGUCUCCCAGCAAGAUGCACUGAUGCGUGUAUUGUACGCGUGCAUGGCAUCUUGCGCCUCUGGCGUCACGACACCCACAUUGGAAGCAGCUUGCUGUGCACCGACUGGUGCGCACGCGCCUCUCUCACCAGCGGUUGUGCGCCGACUGUACGAGUGGCACGCAGCCCUGCACGACGCGGCUGGCGAUGGCGCGGUGGUGCGUGCCUUGAUGAGCAGAUGA